Mesocricetus auratus (golden hamster) is the source of this 642-nucleotide messenger RNA. RefSeq names its product ATP synthase subunit O, mitochondrial. The record is from RefSeq and is a predicted model, not a curated record. NCBI's taxonomy places the organism in Eukaryota, Metazoa, Chordata, Mammalia, Rodentia, Cricetidae. Gene Ontology annotation, molecular function: proton-transporting ATP synthase activity, rotational mechanism. Gene Ontology annotation, biological process: proton motive force-driven mitochondrial ATP synthesis. The transcript has a single exon.
AUGGCUGUCCCAGCCGCGUCUGGGCUGUCCCGACAGGUGCGGAGCUUCAGUAAGUCGGUGGUCAAUCCCUUCUCCAAGCUUGUGAGGCCCCCAGUUCAAACAUAUGGCAUCAAGGGUCGCUAUGCUACUGCCCUCCAUUCUGCUGCAGCCAAACAGAACAAGCUAGACCAGGUGAAAAAGGAGCUGGGUCGCGUGGGACAACUCCUGAAGGACCCCAAGGUGUCUCUUGCUGUUCUGAGUCCCUACGUCAAGCGCUCCAUCAAAGUGAAAAGCCUGAGUGACAUCACAGCAAAGGAGAGGUUUUCUCCGCUGACAGCCAAUCUCAUGAAUUAACUUGCUGAAAACCGUCGCCUAAGCAAUACUGAGGGCAUCAUCUCUGCCUUUUCCACCAUCAUGAGUGUCCACCGUGGAGCAGGGUCUUGCAUGGUGACCACAGCAUCUGCUCUAGAUGAAGGUGUUGUCUCUGAGUUAAAGGCAGUGCAGAAGAGCUUCCGGGGUCAAGGCCAAGUAUUGAAACUGGAGGUUAAAAUUGACCCGUCAAUCAUGGGUGGGAUGAUUGUCUGAAUUGGGGAGAAAUAUGCCGAUAUGUCCUCAAAGACCAAGACUCAGAAACUCAGCAAGGCCAUGCGGGACUUGCUCUAA